This is a messenger RNA of Verticillium nonalfalfae, 426 nucleotides long. RefSeq names its product 40S ribosomal protein S23 (gene RPS23). The record is from RefSeq and is a predicted model, not a curated record. Gene Ontology annotation, molecular function: structural constituent of ribosome. Gene Ontology annotation, biological process: translation. Gene Ontology annotation, cellular component: cytosolic small ribosomal subunit; ribosome. The transcript has 2 exons. NCBI's taxonomy places the organism in Eukaryota, Fungi, Ascomycota, Sordariomycetes, Glomerellales, Plectosphaerellaceae. Bases 1 to 426 code for a protein of 141 amino acids.
AUGGCUCGUGGACUCAACGCGGCGCGCAAGCUGCGCCUCAACAGGAAGGACCAGCGCUGGGCGGAUCUGGGAUACAAGAAGCGUGCUCUGGGAACCGCCUUCAAGUCCUCCCCCUUCGGUGGCUCCUCCCACGCCAAGGGCAUCGUCCUCGAGAAGGUCGGUGUCGAGGCCAAGCAGCCCAACUCGGCCAUUCGCAAGUGUGUCCGUGUUCAGUUGAUCAAGAACGGCAAGAAGGUCACCGCUUUCGUCCCCAACGACGGUUGCCUCAACUUCGUCGACGAGAACGACGAGGUCCUGCUCGCCGGUUUCGGUCGCAAGGGCAAGGCCAAGGGUGAUAUCCCCGGUGUUCGCUUCAAGGUCGUCAAGGUUUCCGGUGUCGGUCUGCUCGCCCUGUGGAAGGAGAAGAAGGAGAAGCCCCGUUCGUAA